CCCAGUCAUCGAUUGACUCAUUUGAACCCGUUCUUGCGCCGUCGUUUUCUCUUAUUGGCGACACCUUGAUGCCUGGGCUGAGCCACUCCCCGCGGUCGGUGCUCAUUGGCUGCAGGGAACUCUGGCUUUCGGGGUCUCAAAAGGGAAUAGCGCCUUGAACUGGGCUGAGGCAGUCCCCCAAGUUUUGACCUUCAAAGGUCUGCUUCGUCUUUUUUUUCUAUUUGAAAACAAAGCAAUUCACCCGUGCCAAAAGCGGCCUCUGCGACUGAAAUCGACGCUUGAUUACUUGCCUCCGCAAUCGAUUAUCAGCCUCAGGCCUGCCCUUCCUUCACUCUGCGGAUUCUCCUAGUCCAUUGCAAUCUCUAUUUCAGUCAUUAUGUCUACAGACCAAUUGCUCUACCCCAUGGAUUUCUCUGAUUGCCAGGAGGAGUGGCUCGAUUUCGACGGCCUCCUCCAGCUCCCCGCUGGCUAUCUAGACAGCCAGCCCACCUCGGUGGAAUCAAUAUCGCCCCGCGAUCUUGAUCAGUCAUUCACCGAUGUCGACUUCCAGAACUGGGAUGCGGACCCCGCUAUGUUCUCACAGGCUAUGUUUCCCGAGAUUGGGAGCUUUGAAGCUCCCAUGGCGGAUCUCGGACAGCCUCAAUUGGAUUCGUUCCAGCCCUUCGUCGACCCCAACGACGUUUUGCAACCGGCACCGCCUCAGGGUCAGAUGAUGUUUGACCAUGCUUUCGAUGGGGCUUGGGUAACUGAUAUUCCAAGCAUGGAAGCGUACCCGUCUUUCCGGCACAUGGUAGAGUCCCAGGCGGCUCUGGAUACGCGCUGCUUCUCUAAGAAGGAGAAGCGGCGCGACGCUUCGAUUGCUCUGCACUUGCAGCGUCUUCAAAAUGAUCCACUACCAGAGUUCGCUGCUUUUCCUUCGAACACUCAGCUUUCGUCCCCCGACUGGUCUGUAUCCUCGCUGGACGCCAUGCCAAGUGAGCCGUCCUACACCACCCCGAACACCUCUCCAGUUUCCGAGUCCCUAAAAUCUCCUUCACCAUCAUCUGGACCGGAGCCUGGUGCUGCAGGGAUGCAGCUGGUGCUGGACCUCAACAUGAACACGACCACGAACGUACCUCGAAAGCAAAAGCCGCGGUCAAGAGCUCAGAGAGAGAACUACAUCAAAGCUCGCAAGUAUGGAGUCUGUGAGAAGCAUCGCAAGCAGCACAAGCGGUGUAACUGCCUCGAGAAGGCCGCAGCAGCAUCUUUGAAUCCCACCACACCAGCAAGCGCUCCUCUAACCGUUAUACCCGGUUCACUCACCAACCACGAGAGAGUACAAUACCGUGCCUCGAAUCCGGGCUCCGGGCAGGGUCAAACGAGGUCGGUGAACGCUGGCCUACCCGCCGGAACUGCAUGGCCAUCGGUCAAGCCACAACAGGGCUUGGGUCUCUCUACACUCAAGGCCCACCCAUCCGUUUCACCUACGGGCCACGACAGAGCAGCUGCACCAAGCGCACGUUCACCUACCGCAAGUGGUCUAGGAUCUCUGAACACUCCGGCUCUCUACAGAGACAGAGAAGCAAACAAGCAACAAGCCCGACUAAGGUCGUCGGAAGACCGACCUCGCCAGGAUCUCGGCCAGAGUCCACGGCAAUCUGUGUACUCGCCAACCCAGGCUCAAGCGCAGACACCGAGCGCCAGCCCAGGCGCACUGAACAGACAGAGAGAUCCACGAAACGCGGAUUCACCUACCCAGACGCACGUCCAAAUAUUGCGUGCCAGCCUGGGCGCACUGAAGACACACAGAAGCCUACGCGACUCGGACUCACCGACCGAGACACCGACUCAAACAUGGCGUGUCAGCCAGGGCACAUUGAGCCAACACAGGAAUCUACGCACCGUGGAUUCAUCGACCGAAACACCAACUCAAACAGUCCGUGUCAGCCGGGGCGCACCGAAGCAACACAGGAAUCUACGCAAUGUAGAUUCACCUGCCGAGGCGAAUACCACCACGGCAUUCGUCAGCCAGUCCACGCUGAAUACCCGCAGCCGGGAAGACAGGAAUGUCUCUCGACAAUCAACACGCGUCAGUCGCGGCUCACUGAACACACGCAACCAAGGACACGCAUCCGCGAGCCUAGAAACCCAGACUCAAAAGCUGUGCACCACCAGCCGAGGCGCGGUGAACCCACAAAAUGCACAGAAUAUCGUCACGAGAAGACAAGGACAAGCCUCCACAUACCGUUCACCAAGCUCGAGCUCGCCAGCCGGAUUGCCCGCUGGCUCGCCCGUGCACAGAACAACCAUGGCUAUCCUAUCCUCGCUCUGGGAAAGUUCGAGAAACUCGUCCUCCUGGGCAGGAUAUUUCCUUCGUCGCCUCGCUGCUUUCUCUUCCGGAAUGAUCAUCGCUUCUAGGAAGGGAAUGGGGUUCUUUUGAACUCCCCACCCUGUUCUGGGUGCUGUAUCCGCAUUUGCAAUUUCGUUUCUCGUGUGCUGACUGAUUGGUGGCGAUUAGCGAUGUUUGUAUAUACCUAGCGUGCGUUGCGUUUGUUGUUGUCUAGCAAAGCUGAAUCUACGUAUUCGAUCUUGAUGCUUUGAGCCAGGUCUCGUUCCUUGUAGUUUCCUCCACUGACUACAUAGUCAAAAAGCAGGACAAAACGGCCUCCCAAACCACGGCUCAACAACCCUUUCGGGCGCUUUCCCCUCCCUCUUCUCCACCUUGACCAGAACCGGAAUAACACCCCCAGUCUCAAGCUUAAACACCCUAUGCCCAACCACGUUGAGUAUACUCGUGAUAGCGCCCGAAUGCGCCGUCAGCGAGAGGAUACUGUUGCUAUCCGUUGCAAAGACAUCGCUCAGGAAUUCGAAGAACCGUGCGUCGCGCGCAGAGUCGGAUUCGCGGAGCGUGGCGGAAUGCAAUGGGUCCUCUUCGCUGAAGCCUUCUUCGAAGAUGUAGAGCGGAUAGGCCUUCGCUAUGGCGGAUUUCGGGGAGCGCGCGUCGCAGGUGUGUAGGCCGAGGGUUUCGCGGAGGAGCUGGUUUUGCCCAUAUGUUAGUACCUAUGGUAUAUAUGUACCAUACAACGAGAUCAUUCUUCUGAGAGGAAGAAAAAAUGAAUACAAAGGGUACACACCUCCUUAACAACCGGCCGAAACGGCUCUGUCCCGGGCAACCCCACGCCCUCAAAGGUAACCCUUGCCGUCUCGCAGCAGCGCAUGAGCGGCGAGACAUAGUACGACUGCGGCGGUGGAAUCCCAUGUGCGAUCUGUGUCUUCCAUGCGUUGUGUGCUGUGCGCGCCUGCUCGAUUCCGAGAUCUGUCAGGUGGGCGUCGAACCAGGUUCCUGUUUCGUCGCCGUCGAGGAGGGAGUAGCGGCACUGUUACUCAAACGACAUAAUGGAUUAGCACGGUGCUGAUUCUUGAAUUCUUCUUAAGAUACGAGGAUCGUGGGGUUUGUGUUGGGAAUGGGGGAAAGAGAGUGGAGGGGAGACGUACAUCCCACAUGACAGUCCCAUACCGCGCCUCGGCGACAUUGUGCAAACCCUGACCGUGGCGGCCGAGGAAGAGGAGUCUGUAACUUGUCUCUGGUGGGGAAUAGGCGUUCAAAGUCUCAAUAUAGUGUGCUAGACGCUGCCAUUGAGUUUUCGGGCUCGCUGGAUCGAGGGUCUCGUCGGAGGGAUAGGUGUGGGAGAUCAGGCCGAAGUUUGUGGAGACCUAGGUUCAAGACAUGAGUAUAGCUAUAUCGCAAGAUAAGCACUGUUUUGUAAAGGGGGUAGCUCACAUAGUCGAAUGUGUCUGGGUCUGUCGCUGGGUCGUCCUGCAGGAAGAUGCCCGGGACUGUUGUGAAGUGAAAGUGGGAUUCGGAGUCCGAUUGCGGGGGAGGGGCUGGGAUACUCAUUUUGCGGGGUGGGUGUCGAGAAAUGAGGCUCCGAGUGAGCAGACUACAGGUAGGAGCUCUAGGGUUCAGGCUUCAGCUCGAAUAAGAGCUUUAAACACGGUCUCUAUUUCGAUCUCCGGGAUCUUGAAACUGCUGGUCGAGUUUCUAGCGGGGGAGGGUGAGCGGGGGCCAUGUUGGCGCUCAGGGGCUUUUCGGCCAUCGUGAGGUUAAGAAGAGGGUAGGAGAGAGGGCACUCUUACGGGUAUGUACAAGAAGAGAGGCAAAAUGUGCUAUCAGGUCAUAUUCGUGAC
Messenger RNA from Aspergillus calidoustus, 4167 nucleotides. Lineage: Eukaryota; Fungi; Ascomycota; Eurotiomycetes; Eurotiales; Aspergillaceae. The record is from the annotation of a GenBank genome assembly.